CAUCAUCAAUCUAAUUAUAGUUAGAACUACUAUUUACAGCGGGCUCAACUAGCGCGCUAUCAUAAUCGGUUGAACAAAUUACAACCACUAUCAAAUAUAAUCGGUCGAAUAAAUUACAACCACUUUGAUCGAGUCAGCGCUGCAAGCACAAUGUCUGAUCGUGAAAGUAUCACUGUAGCAGCACCAGAGCAAGUUCAUCGUUUUGUCACGGCAACUAUUCCUGCACAAGCUUCAACAUCAAACAAUCCAGCUGUUGAUCGAAGUUUAGCGGUAUGUUGUGUGAUAUAAUAUGUAUCACUUGUCCAUAUUCUUUUGUUAUUUACUGGUGGCCUAAAUUAAGUCGUGCCUCUCAAAAUCUUAUUUUCAUUCUAAGCAUAUAUCCACACACAAGAUUCUUCACUUUGCUGUACAUUAUUUGCUCGCUUAUCUGUAUCUUUUAUAUAGGCAGAUUUUGCGGGUUUUAAUCCAGAUUCUUAUAUCCAGAUUCUUAUAUCCAGAUUCUUAGCUUUAAUCCAGAUUCUUUAAUCCAGAUUCUUAUCGCUAUAUACACCUUUUGCUUAUAGACUUAGUUGUUUUAAGUUUCGAUUGCAUAUUUGUUGAUGACCACUUAUCUCUUUGUUCCGUAUUUAUAGCCUAAGUUGGUUUGUUUAUGUUACCUCCUCAAUUUUAGCGCUUGUAUUUGGUUCUCAGUUUACUUUCUGUAGCGAGUAGCAGCGUUAGCCCCUCCGUGUUUAGCUCUGUGUACAUUCUACUACAUAAGUUGCUAUCACAUUUAGUGCAUUUUCGUCUAACAUGUAAUUGCUGUACAUUUUUGCAUAACCUAAUUAGUUUACUCGCCUACGUGCGUCAUGCUUUCACGCUCUAAAGGCGGAACUCCACUAGAUGAUUUUUGAGAAGAUCGUCAAACGAAAGGUAGGAUAACUUCUACUUUUCGUCGAGCGCCAGACGAUCGCCAAAUUUUUAACCAAUAAGAUUGCAGGAUUCUUUAUCCAAAUAUUUCUAUAUGGCGACCGUCGAGUUGAGUGAAGCUGCAAAUCAAAAUGUAAAUUUUCUUGCUGAACACUAUAUCUAUAGCCGUAUAGCGCUACAUCUGUUUCUUUGACGAUUUAGGUUGAAUCAAAACUUGGAGAUCUUCAUGUAUCAUUGGCGCACUAUCCAGUCUUGGACAGACUCAGUGUAAUUGUUCUAAGAGCCAUCCAUCUUCCACUCCAUAAAGGAAUAAGCAAUCCGGGUUUGUGUAUAAUACGUAUUCAUCGUUUGUAAAUGUUUUGCAUGCAACUAAAUACAUGACAAUGGACCAUUUGCAUUCUAGACUAAAUUUUGAUCUAGACAAGUCUGGACAAAUAUUUCAUCACAGCUUGAAAGAGCAUCACGAAAUUAGUAAUAUAAUAUAGCCUUGCGAAGUUUGCCGUUUUUCAGUCAUUUUGUCAAGUAUUACAAAUUGACAGCCCAAUCGGGUGUUGGGGCAUCAAUUUCCCGUUUGUAAUACAAAAUGACUAAAAAUUGCAAAUUUCGCAAGGCUAUAUUAUCCCGCAUUUUACAACAUUUCGCAACGAAACUUUGGAAUAUUACUAAUUUUGUGAUGCUCUUUCAAGCUGUGAUGAAAUUUUUGUCUAGACCAAAAUUUAGUCUAUGAUGCAAAUGGUCCAUUUAUUUCUUCGCUGACUAGAAAAAGUGCUCGGAGAGUCGGGCCUUAAUGCCAUGCACUCUCACUGCAAACAUUUGUAUAGGUAAUAGUAUUAUUUUGAGUGCAAUUUGAAAAAAAAACAUGCACGAGUGAGUUUUUCAAAAACUAUCAAUAAGUCCGAAGGAUGAGUGCAAUUUGAAGUCUUUGAAAAAAUCACGAGUGUAUGUUCUUUGUCAAAUUGCACGAGAAACCAUACAAGAACAGUACUUAUUAAUAAUAUAAUUGAAAAAUUAUGCAGUCACUCCUAAAAACUCCUAAAUGUGUGUUUUUUUUAUUAUUUCUGCCGGAAAUUGCUGUAUCUUAUUGGCUAUCUUUGUUAUUGUUUCAUAUUUUAAGCCAACUAAAUAGUCAAUGAAAUUUGCACUGUAUUUCUCUUUUUUGCACUGUAUUUCAUUUUUUUUGGCCCUGUAUUUUGAAAAAAUUACACUGCUGUUAGCCAAUCAGAAUUGAGAAUUUUUUUCAUGUUUAUUAUUAUGAGUAAGACCAAUGCACAGUGACUUAACUAGUGAGUGAAAUUUGGGCCCAACAAAAAUUUGAUGUUUCUUUGCAAGACGCCAACAUUGAAACGGGCGAGGGGAAGGAUGGUGGAAUACAUGCAUCAAGAAAUGGUAUAAUACAUCUGAGUGCACGUAAAAACUAGAUUGCCCCAAUAUAUAUUACCAAAGAUCGUUGCUUUGUCAAUAUGCAUUAACGUGAUGUCACGCGUUAUGCCCAGCUGAGAUUGGGGAUCAUAUUCAGAGAUUAACGGCAUUUUUUCUUCAUAGAUACGUAUGUAAAAGUGACGUUUUCGAAAGGUAACAAUGUAUUAAAAGUAAAGAAAACCAACGUAAAAUGCGAUACAAUUGAGCCAUUUUACAACGAAACAUUUCACAUCAACGCAACAAGCGACGACCUUCCAACGUGCAGCUUACUGCUGUCGGUAUAUCAAAGUACCGGAAGUGACGUAACUUCGGACGGCAAGCUGAUUGGUCGAGUAUUACUGGGCGGGAUGAUGUAUGCACGUGGCAAGGAACUUGAACACUGGACUGAUAUGUUAUGUCAACCUAGAACUAUGGUUAAAUACUGGCAUGCACUGGGAAAAUAGGAGUUAGUACUGAUCUUGCAAUAACCCUGGACAGAUUAUUUAUCUCAUCUUUGAUAAUGAAUCUGGGUCAUUGGACUGAAAUUUUAGGUCAACCUAGGACUAUUGUUAAAUAUUCGCAUUCGCUGUGAAAAUAGGAGUUAAUCGCUGUGAAAAUAGAAGUUAAUAGUUAAUACUGAUCUUGCAAUAAUACAGGUUUGAUUACUUAUCUUUAACAAUGAAUCUGAGUCAUUGCACUGUAAUGUUAAAUCAACCGCCAACUACGGUUAAAUAUUUUCACAAAACAUUUGGAAAUACUUGUCUAUUAAUCUAUUAUGUUGCCUUUAAUCAUUUUUUAUUUGUCGAAGUCGUCUUAGACUUGUGCCACAUCUUUCUUGAAUUGGCUUCAAUUGGAUCUAUCCAGUACCGAGUCUAAAAUUGUCUUAUCUCUCGAGCUGUUGAUGAUAUUUCAAAAAAUUCUUUCGCUCCCUUUUUAUCACCAGAAGUUUCGGA
This is a messenger RNA of Paramuricea clavata, 3260 nucleotides long. The record is from the annotation of a GenBank genome assembly. Lineage: Eukaryota; Metazoa; Cnidaria; Anthozoa; Malacalcyonacea; Plexauridae.